UUCUAUGGAAACUGUUUGCUAUGAUCUUUUUUUAAAUAGACUUGUGUAUCACAGCUAUGGGUCACACACUUGGUAUAAGGCCAUGAAUAAGACACACAUAGUUAACUGAAUACAAUAAAGUCAGGUAGAGUAUUAGGAUCUUCAGUUUAUGUCCUUCAAAGGUCAACAUGGGAGAUUCCAUGAAAGCUCAGAAAAAGAUACUUAAUUUAGCCUCAGCAUGGGAUGGGGAAUGAAGUAGAGAAGACUCCUCAAAGAGAUAAGCCAUGAGCCAAUACUUGAAUAAUAAACAGAAAUUAGGAAGGUGAAGAACACUAAGAAAGAUGGAAAGAGGAACAGGGUAAAUUGUCAGAUUUCAGUUUUCUGAUCUUGUAGUCCACUGAGUUGAAAAUGCCACCAGGUGUCCCUAGCACUAUACAGUGGGGAGCAAGUCUUACAGGACUACAUCCAUUUCUUACAUUGUUUUAUGUGUUAACAGGAAAGCAGUUUCAUCUGUGAUGCUGGGGAUACCGUAUAACCACACAACAGAAAACCCUGACACCUUCUUCCUUGUGGGCAUCCCAGGUUUGCAGUCUUCACAUCUUUGGCUGGCUAUUUCAUUGAGUGCCAUGUAUAUCAUCUCUCUGUUAGGAAACGUACUCAUAAUGACUGUAAUCUGGAUGGAUUUCACUCUACAAGAGCCUAUGUAUUGCUUUCUGUAUAUUCUGGCUGCUGUGGACAUUGUUAUGGCCUCCUCUGUGGUACAGAAGAUGGUGAGCAUCUUCUUCUCAGGAGACGGUUCCAUCAGCUUUAGUGCUUGUUUCACUCAGAUGUAUAUUGUCCAUGCAGCCACAUCUGUGGAGACAGGGCUAUUGCUGGCCAUGGCUUUUGACCGCUAUAUAGCCAUCUGUAAGCCCCUACACUACAAGAGAAUUCUCACACCUCAAUUGAUGCUGGUAAUGAGUGUGGCCAUCACUGUCAGAGCUGUCAUAUUUAUGACUCCAUUGAGUUGGAUGUUAAGUCAUCUGCCUUUCUGUGGCUCCAAUGUGGUUCUCCAUUCCUACUGUGAGCACAUAGCUGUAGCCAAGUUGUCAUGUGCUGACCCUAUGCCCAGUAGUCUCUACAGUGUGAUUGGUUCAUCCAUUAUUGUGGGUUCCGAUGUGGCCUUCAUUGCUGCCUCCUAUCACCUGAUUCUCCAGGCAGUAUGUGGUCUCUCCUCAAAGAAUGCUCAGCUGAAAGCAUUAAGCACAUGUGGCUCUCAUGUGGGGGUUAUGGCUCUGUACUACCUACCUGGGAUGGCAUCCAUCUACGUGGCCUGGCUAGGGAAGGAUACAGUGCCCCUCCACACUCAAGUGCUGUUAGCUGAUUUGUACCUGGUCAUCCCACCCACCUUAAACCCCAUCAUUUAUGGCCUGAGGACCAGACAAAUACGGAAGCGAACAUGGAGCUUGCUGAUGCACUGCCUCUUUGACCACUCCAAACUGGGUUCAUAAACACAUUCUGUUCAAAUCUCGAGCAAUCAAGAUGACUCAAGAUCAAGCAUUCAAAGACGUCUUAGAAAUCUGUAGAGCUGGUUUGGUGUGCCUAGCACUAUAAAGAGUUCUAAGAUGAAGCUAUAAAGUGUAUUCUUGUCCAAUUUUCCGACUUCUAGAAGAAUGUGUAUGAAAUGAUUAAUUUUCUGACAUUUUUAAUGAUUUCAAUCAACUAGUAUCUGUGUGUAAGUCUGGGCAGAGAAUAUAGAUUUGGGGUUUUUCUUUCCUUAGCUUCUGACCCUUAUUUUCAAAUGAGUAUCAGUUGAACCAACUGUUUGGCCCCUUACACCUGACUGAUUUUUAUCAGGAUUAUUAAUUUACUCAUGUGAUUACUAUGGAUGCAACUGUUAAUAUGUAACCCUGCCUCCUGGCCCAGUGAUGAAUCCACUCAAUCUGGGUCUACUGGGGUCAUGUGCUUACAUGUGGACCACAGUCCUCUAGUCAAACUGAGUCCCAGUUUAUCUGAGGAGAUAUAAACUUGGGAUCACUGGCUAUGGUCAUUUUCUAACCCGUGAACUUGCAAAGAGAAACAUGUUCCACAGCAAGAUAAGCAGAUUAGCAAGAUGAGAUGAAGAAAUGGGAGUCUCUUGUUCUCUGAUUCCAAUUCAUUUUGGGCACCUAGGUGCAUCCCUGUUAUUAAAUUCUGUAAGAUACUUCUAUAUCCUUUCAAUUUAUCCCUAUUGUUAAGCUAGUUGGAGUCAGCAUACUAAUCACCAGCUUUUUGCUUUGAAGUAACAGAAGCUAAGGCAAUGUGAGUUUGAUUGUGGACAUCUUUCUCUUUGCUUCCCAGUCUGGUUCUGUAUAACUUAACUGCAAGGCAUAAAAGAAAGGGAUCAAAUAUAAUAUAGGUCUUUUUUCAACUGGACACCACCAUGGAAAUAUGUUCUGGGAUGAGACGGUUAAUAGAAUACAGUAUCAGUAACGAAGCUGAAAGGUCCCUAUUCUUUUCCACAUUCCAGACAUGUAUUUGGUCUUUGUUUUUAUUUUUCCCUUUUGGAAAGUCUUAAAGUGAAUAACCAGUGUAUAUUGAAAGAAAAAGAUUUCAAAUGUAAAAGAUACAUAUAUUUGACUCUGGUACAUUUGAAAAUCUUAAUAAAACAUAAUUUCCUAGUAGUGUUGAUAACAAGUUAUUAUAUCUGAGUCUUACUAUUUCCUUGCUAUUGAUGGAGGAUACAAUGUUAAUUCAAAGAAGACAUUAAAGAUUAAAGAAAUAGUUAUUAGAAACCACAUAACACAAUAUCUGACAUAUUGUCUGUACUUAAAAUACACCAAAUAGAUUUCUAAUUCCAUACUUUUAAGGAGCAGUUCAAGGCACUAUUGAAAGUGUAUUCCCGUGUAGGUCAACAGUCAUGUGAUAGCUGUUCCAAACAAUCUGCUUAACAACUUGGCAUCCAUCCCUUUUGCCAGUACUAAAUUACUUGCCUACCUAGAAUGUAUUCUAUUUCUGAAUACCAGUGAAGUAGGAAUCAGCUUCUAAAAACCUGGUAGUGAUGCACUGAGUUCCCAAAGAGUAUGAAAAUGAAACUCCUCCUCAAUGUAAAAACAAAUCAACAUCAUGAGGUGGUUAAAUGCAUUUGAUAAGAUUUCUAUUUUGAAAAGUCACACUGUUGUUUCCCUAUAAGCACCCAAAGAACUGUUGUUUCCCUAUAAGCAACCCAAACAACUAUGUUCGUCAAAUACAAGAAUAUUAGAUAUGGUAAAGAAUGUGAUGUAGAGCAACAAAGGCAUAGUUCAGCCUGCACUCAAAACAGUAAUUUCUCCCCAGCAUUUCCCUCAGAAGUCUGCCCUGCUUUGUGUUUCAUUCACACUGGUAUUCCCUGAAACUAGCUGGGACCCACUGUUAGUGCUCAGAUAUUGAACUACAUACUUCCAAAGUGGACUAGUUUCCUGCCAUGGCUACCCCCAAACAGAAAAUCCCAUGCUUCUCCUAAUAGAUGAGAUAUGACCCCUGUCCUCUCACACUAAUCAAUAUAUGCCAUUUAACUAGUGCCUAGGACCCACAAAGAGUCUCAGUGUUUGGAUCUUGAGAGAUUAAAAUACAUCCUGCUUGAAAAAUGGGAGACUGGAUUUCCUGUAGGGAGUCCAAGAAUUCUCCCUGUCUCUCUGCAGGACUAUUUCCCCCUUUCAGUCUUUUGCCUCAAGGCUCAGGCAUUGCACCCCUUGUUUCUCUGCUAGUAGAAUAAGGAUGGGCAAAGCUUAUCCCUGCCUUGUAGUGAAUGAUCUCACCUAGAUGGAGGAGAUAUCCUAGACAUUCAAGGGAGUGGCACAGACACUCUUUUCUGCAUGACCCCCUGCUUCCUCCUUUUCUGGGCCACUUUUGUGAUUAUCUAUUGAAUCAUGUUUUUUUUCAACAGAAUUAUAAUUAAAUACCAUAUAGUUGUUCACACCCCUAUCACACAAAAGCUUUUGUUUUGAUUCUAGGCAUAUGAAUGAAAGUUCCCUCAUUUAAAUAUUUACACACACAC
Enhydra lutris kenyoni (northern sea otter) is the source of this 3973-nucleotide messenger RNA. RefSeq names its product olfactory receptor 52I2-like. Gene Ontology annotation, molecular function: olfactory receptor activity; G protein-coupled receptor activity. Lineage: Eukaryota; Metazoa; Chordata; Mammalia; Carnivora; Mustelidae. Gene Ontology annotation, biological process: G protein-coupled receptor signaling pathway. Gene Ontology annotation, cellular component: membrane. The transcript has a single exon. The record is from RefSeq and is a predicted model, not a curated record. The coding region runs from base 495 to 1469 and encodes 324 amino acids.